UAUUUAGUAAUUACUAAUUACAUUAUAAACAAUUUUCAAGAAGUUCCAUUUUAAAUUUUUUAUCUUCCUGCAUGGGUCGUGUAUUGCAGUUUGUUAAGAUUUAUUUAUGUCUUGAUGUUGUUAAGAAUAACCUUAUGCUGCUGUGCUGCCUUCCUUUAAAAGUUUAGUCCUCUAACCUCCGAAUUCAAUGACCUAUACUUUGAAUUUCCAAAUAAAUAAAGUGAUAAAAUUAACAUAACUAAAGUCCAGUUACGAUGCAGUGUCAACUAUGGAUGGGCAGUUUGGAGCCGAAUAUGACAGAAAGUUUUAUACUAGCGGCUUUUCAUAGAAUGGGCCAGAGGCCACUGACGGUGAAAGUGAUGAGAAAUAAAUAUACUGGAGAACCGGCCGGUUAUGCUUUCGUACAUUUUCAGACAGAUGAAGAAGCAAUUGAUACAAUGCAUAAAUUGAAUGGCAAACCAAUACCUGGCACAUUUCCUGUUGUUAGAUUCAGACUGAAUACAGCAUCAAGAGAGGCUCGAACCAAUAUGCAACAUGAGAGAGAGUUUUCUGUGUGGGUUGGAGAUCUCAGUCCAGAUGUUGAUGACUAUUCAUUGUAUAGAAUAUUUGCAUCUAAGUAUUCAUCAAUCAAAACUGCUAAAGUUAUACUAGACAACUCUGGCUAUACCAAAGGUUAUGGUUUUGUCAGAUUCGGAAAUGAAGAGGAACAACGAAAUGCAUUGUAUGCUAUGAAUGGUUAUACUGGUCUGGGAAACAAGCCUCUCAAGAUCUGUACAGCAGUACCAAAGCCUAAAAGUGCAUUACCUCCUCAAACUACUACAAAUUCGAGUACAGCAGGUACAAAUGUGCCAUCAUACUCAGCAGGAACGGAGUACAAUCAAUAUUAUGACCCAACAGCAUACUGGCAAAAUUAUUCUGCCUGGUCGGGGUACUAUGGGCAAGGUGAUGGCAGUUCUGCAGCUCAAAAUGCACCAGCAAUGGAUGCUGCACAAACUGCUGCAGUGAAAGCACAAAAUGAUGAUUUGGUUCUUAUUGAUCACAAGAAGACUAUUGACAUAGACCAGCUAAAUGAGGAGUUCCUGAAUACGGAGACAUCAUUAUGGGACUCACUUGAGUCUUCUCAAUGGUUCCCACAUGAGGUCAUUGAGGGCCCAUUAGUUAAUUAGUUUAUUUUCAAUUAGAAUAUAGUACUAUAUUAUGA
Messenger RNA from Leptidea sinapis, 1201 nucleotides. It is a transcript of the gene Secp43, whose product is annotated as tRNA selenocysteine 1-associated protein 1. NCBI's taxonomy places the organism in Eukaryota, Metazoa, Arthropoda, Insecta, Lepidoptera, Pieridae. The record is from RefSeq and is a predicted model, not a curated record. Gene Ontology annotation, molecular function: RNA binding. The transcript has 6 exons. The coding region runs from base 255 to 1166 and encodes 303 amino acids.